AUGGCUCCGCCAACGACAAGAAGGAACGUCCAGCAUUCGCCGCCAAGGGCCGCGGUCCAAGCCGCUCAGCCCGAAGGCGAGGGACACCAGGAGAAUGCAGCAGCCCAGCCAAUCCAGCCGGCGCCUCAACCGGUCCAGCCUGCGCCGCAACCGGUCCAACCGGCACCGCAACCGAUCCCGAGCGGACCAGCGGCACAGCAACAACCGGAACAACAGCAACGCGAACUUCAGGCCCGCGCAGUGGAGGAUGUCCAGGACAACAAGGACGAGCGGAAGCAGUUGGCCGCCUGCGCAGUGCCAGUGCCAGUGCGGCUCACUCAAGAGCCUCCGAAGUUCAAGCCCAACGACGACGCGGGCCGAUGGAUCAAACUCUUCGAAAGGGCAGCUUCGCAUAACGCAUGGCAGGAGGAAUUCAAGCUGCAGUCGGCCGAGCUGUGCAUGUCGGGACUCGCCCUCCAGUGGGCAGAAACCCAAGCAGACCGCCUCAAAUCAUGGAAGGAGUGGCGACAGGCUUUCCUGCGACGCUUCGACAGCGGCAGGAUCGCCAAAGCUAAGCAACAGCUACGAAACCUAGUACGAGCGGAAGACGAGUCCCUAUUGGACCACCUCGACCGAGUACAGUGGCUGUGCCACCAAAUCAACCCUUCAAUGGCUGACGAGGACGUGAUCGAGCAUUUCGGAAACACCAUCUCCGAAGAAGAAUUCGCCCACAUCGCAGCAGACGACCUGGUAGCCGACCUGGAGGGAAUCAGACGCGUGCUGGAGAAACGCCAGAGACAGGCCGCGACCAGAAAUAAGGCCCCAGAAGUCAAACACGUUUCGGCCCCGACGGCCACGCUGGCGGCGGUGCGCCCGAGAUCUUCGGAGCUCAAUAGAAGCUUCGACCGCACCGAACCGAACGAAGGCCAGAACCGAGGACGCCCCGAGAAUCGCGGUUACCCAUCGGACCGCCCGCGAGAACCAAAGUACUCUCCGUACCGCAAAAACUUCGCUGGUGACAGGAGAGCCUACGACGGACGCCCGGUUUGUAACUACUGCGAUCGCGUGGGACACAUCGCGAAACACUGUCGGGAUCUCGACGACGGACUGCCGGCAGCGAAGAACCCGCAAAGGUUGCGCCCUCAAACACCACCCGGCGACAUCCCCCGUAGAUCGCCAUCACCACGCCGACACUCGGGAAACGGAUACGGCCGUCCGUCCUAA
Galendromus occidentalis (western predatory mite) is the source of this 1203-nucleotide messenger RNA. RefSeq lists its product as uncharacterized. Gene Ontology annotation, molecular function: nucleic acid binding; zinc ion binding. The record is from RefSeq and is a predicted model, not a curated record. The coding region runs from base 1 to 1203 and encodes 400 amino acids. The transcript has a single exon. Lineage: Eukaryota; Metazoa; Arthropoda; Arachnida; Mesostigmata; Phytoseiidae.